Molecule: messenger RNA, 2730 nt
Organism: Hippocampus comes (tiger tail seahorse)
Lineage: Eukaryota; Metazoa; Chordata; Actinopteri; Syngnathiformes; Syngnathidae
Gene: slc44a4
Product: solute carrier family 44 member 4
Exons: 22
Coding region: 189-2354 (721 amino acids)
Biological process (GO): thiamine pyrophosphate transmembrane transport; choline transport
Cellular component (GO): plasma membrane
Molecular function (GO): thiamine pyrophosphate transmembrane transporter activity
Source: RefSeq, a predicted model, not a curated record
GUCCCUAAGCAGGUGCGCUCUUGUCGUCACUGCUUAGUAACAACUGACUGCGGGGAAAAGAUUCACUCCACUGUGGCCUCUUAAAAGCUUUUGUUGUUCUCUUCGUUUAGGACGACAGGGCUAAUUUGGAAGUAAAGUGAGCUGUUAGUGACAAGCCAAGGAAGGGGAGGUGGCGGUCGAGGUGGAAAAUGGGCAAGGAAAAGCAGGCAAAUCCGGAAUCUCAGUAUGGUGAACCUGUCGAGUAUGACCCAUCCUUUGAUGGACCCAUAAAGAAGAGAGGGUGCACUGACAUAAUUUGCUGCGUGGUGUUUAUGACGGUCCUCCUCGGCUACAUCGCAGUCGGGAUUGUAGCAUGGCUUUACGGAGAUCCCCGCCAAGUUCUCUAUCCCAAAAACUCAACUGGAUGGUUCUGUGGCACCGGACCAAAUAUAAACCGACCUGCACUCUUCUACUUGGACAUUGUCAAAUGUGCGACGGGUUUUAACGUGAUGGCAGCAGCUCUCAAUGGGUUUCAGUGUCCAACCACGCAGAUAUGUGUGGAAAAGUGCCCGACUGACUUCACUGCCGUGAGUCCGCUUGACUACGCUCCAAACGUAAAGCCCACAAAUGUUUUCAAGCAAAGCCUCUGUGCGCCAUCUUUAAACCUGUCACACACUGACAUGACUGUCAAAGAGAUCGUGGAAAAAGAGCUGUGUCCUUUCUAUACUAUUCCCACAACCUCUGUUAUUGGACGAUGUUUGCCCGACGUCAGCCUUCUUGGGAAUAUGCCACCGGAUUUUUCCAACAAUCCAGGCUUGCCACCAUCUGUCAGCGAAACGGCCAACCUCCUCAUGAACGGCACUGGGGACAUUUUGAACGGCUUGAGUGCCAGGGACAUCGGCGUCAGGAUCUUUGAGGAUUUUGCGUCAUCGUGGCCCUGGAUCCUUACUGGUCUGGCAAUCGCCAUGGUGCUCAGUAUGUUGUUCCUGCUGCUGCUGAGAUUCAUCGCUGGCGUUGUGGUGUGGCUCCUUAUCGUCGCCGUCCUGUGCACCGGGGCUUUUGGGAUUUGGCACUGCUACUGGCAGUACGCUAAUUACAAGAGUCUCUCCGCCUCCAUUACCGACAUUGGAUUCACCACCAACGUUAGUUUUUACCUAAAAGUGCAAGAGACCUGGUUAGCUUUCUUGAUCAUCCUCUGCGUGGUGGAAGCCAUCCUGAUCUUAAUCCUCAUCUUCCUGCGAAACAGAAUCCUCAUCGCCAUCGCACUCAUCCGAGAGGCCAGCAAGGCCGUCGGUCAAAUGAUGAGCACCCUCUUCUACCCUCUGUUGACAUUUGUUCUCCUCUUGGUCUGUGUGGCCUACUGGGCUAGCACUGCGUUGUAUUUGGCCACCUCAGGAGGGGCCAUCUACAAAGUGGUGGCUCUCAACUCAAGUAUGAGUGAGUGUCGGCGCAUCAACGGCACCGUGGACUGCAACCCUCAGACCUUCAAGGCAUCCGAUUACCCGACCUGCCCCUCCGCUGCAUGCAUCUUUGUCAAAUACAACACGGAGGGCCUCCUCCAGAGGAACCUGUUCAACCUUCAAAUCUACAACGUGUUGGCUUUUCUCUGGUGUGUCAAUUUUGUCAUCGCGCUGGGCCAGUGCACGCUAGCCGGCGCCUUUGCCGCCUACUACUGGGCUUUCAACAAACCGGACGACAUCCCCAUGGCCCCCCUGUCCAGUGCCUUUGUGCGCACACUAAGGUACCAUGUGGGCUCAUUGGCAUUCGGUGCUUUGAUCCUGACCUUAGUGCAGGCUGUGAGGAUCCUCCUGGAAUACAUUGACCACAAAACCAGGACGGCACAAAACGCGUGUGCACGUUUCAUACUGUGCUGCAUGAAGUGCUGCCUCUGGUGCCUCGAGAAGUUCAUUAAGUUUCUCAAUCGGAACGCAUACAUCAUGAUUGCUGUUUAUGGGAAAAACUUCUGUACUUCAGCCAAGAAAGCUUUCUCGCUGAUCAUGAGAAACAUAAUAAGAACUGUAAUACUGGAUAAAGUGACCGACCUGUUGCUGUUCUUUGGGGAGCUCCUAGUAGUGGGUGGAGUGGGCGUGUUGUCCUUUUAUUUCUUCUCCGGCCGAAUUCCUCUACCACACAGCGCGGCGCAGUCGGAGACGCUCAACUAUUACUGGACGCCAAUCAUUACAGUUGUGAUUGGCAGCUACCUCAUCGCUCACGGAUUCUUCAGCGUGUACAGCAUGUGUGUCGACACGCUCUUCCUCUGCUUCUUGGAGGACUUGGAACGCAAUGACGGCUCUCUGGAGAAGCCGUACUUCAUGUCCAAAAACCUCAUGAAAGUUCUGAACAAAAGCAACAAGAUGCCCAAAAAAAAGAAGUGAUCUUGUUAUCACGGCGCCAAUGAGGAUAAGUAAUGAUUCCAGACUGUUCUGCUAUCAUGUUUACCAAAAAAAACCAAAAUGCUGAUUUUGCACGUUUGAAUUAUUUUUCAAAGCUUCAAUAUUAAUGUUUGGGACUGUAUCGUACGUAGGAAAAGACUGAGCCUGUUGAUGUGAGUUUUCUUGAGUGACUGCAUCUUUUGUUCACGCAAGUUGGCUCAGAAAAAUUAUUUUGUUAUCCCUAUAAAUAUUUUACCUGCUGCAAAUAUUACAUAGAGGACCUCAACGUGUUUUCUUUGUAUGAAAAUGUAUUUUUUAGACGUUUAUGCACUUGACCAUCUAACUAUUGUAAUUUUGUCAUUAAAAAAAUAGUUGGUGU